Molecule: messenger RNA, 1245 nt
Organism: Fusarium coffeatum
Lineage: Eukaryota; Fungi; Ascomycota; Sordariomycetes; Hypocreales; Nectriaceae
Exons: 2
Coding region: 1-1245 (414 amino acids)
Biological process (GO): L-tryptophan biosynthetic process
Cellular component (GO): cytosol
Molecular function (GO): anthranilate phosphoribosyltransferase activity
Source: RefSeq, a predicted model, not a curated record
AUGGCACCUCAAUCUCAGAACACUGGGCAAAAUGACCUACCACCUGUCAAUAUCAAACCUCUUCUCACCAAGCUCUGGCCUACCGAGUCUGCCGUCUCUCCCCAGGAGAUUGCCGAGGCCAUCUCUCACUUCUUCACAAACCAAGUCACAGAGGCUCAAACAGCCUCUCUGCUCAUGGCUCUACAUUUCACCAAGCUUGAUUUCAGAGCAGAUGUCCUCGCUGAGUGUGCCCGUGUUAUGCGGGAAGCAGCUGCACCAAUCCCUGUAGAGGAGCUCAGGAAAGUCAUUGAACAAAGAGGACGAAAGGAGGGAAACUACGGAGGUGGACUAUGUGAUAUCGUUGGAACUGGUGGUGACGGUCAUGAUACCUUUAACAUCAGUACCACAUCAUCUAUUCUGGCCUCAGCUCUGCUCAUGGUCUCUAAGCACGGCAACAAAGCCAGCACCUCAAAGUCUGGAAGUGCUGAUUUGGUCGCCUGCAUGAAGCCUCGGGCUCCCGUCAUCAGCGCUGUCCGCCCAGAUACAUUGGUCAAGGCGUACUCAGAGACCAACUACACUUUCUUGUUCGCCCCUGUGUUCCACACCGGCAUGCGCUACGUUGCACCUAUCCGUAAGCAACUUCCUUGGAGGACAGUCUUCAACAACCUAGGCCCCUUGGCCAACCCUGUCGAGGACGUUCUUGAGGCCCGUGUCAUUGGCGUUGGUAGAAGAGAUCUUGGUCCCGCCUUUGCUGAGGCGCUGUGCAUGGCUGGCUUCAAGAAGGCUCUCAUCAUUUGUGGUGAGGAGGACCUCGACGAAGUCAGCUGCGCUGGAAACACCCUGUGCUGGAAGGUGACCGAGACCAGCCCCGGAAAGCUCGAGGUUGAGCACUUCACCGUACACCCCAGUGACUUUGGUCUGAGCACUCAUCCCCUAAACACGGUAUCCUCUGGUAAGGAACCCGAGGAGAACGCAGAGAUUUUGUCUCGGAUUUUGCACAACGAACUCCCCGACAACGACCCCAUUCUCGAGUUUGUUCUGCUCAACACUGCCGCUCUCCUUGUCACAUCUGGUAUCUGCGAGGCUGACACCAGCAACAUGGGUGAGGGAGACGAUGGCAAGGUCAUCACUGAGCGCGGCCCUGGUGGCAUGCGCUGGAAGGAGGGUGUGCGAAGAGCUCGCUGGGCUCUGAAGAGCGGGGAGGCCUGGAAACAGUGGGAGAAGUUUGUCAACGUCACAAACGAGAUCCAAAGUCAAUUUGCUUAA